AUGUCUGGGGACUGGCAACAUGGAGUCUGCGGAUGUUUCGACAACUGUGGCCUGUGCAUCAUAACCUACUUCUGCCCGUGUUACACGUUCGGCAAGAACGCGGAGGCUGUCGGUGACAGCUGCUGCUUGUGUUGCCUCUGUUAUCUCAUCCCGAUCGCGGAUAUCAUCGCCGUGAUUAGCGUUCGUGGGAAGAUUCGGAACGCUAGAGGAAUCAGUGGAUCGUGCAUCGGGGAUUUGUGUAUCCAUUUCUUUUGUCAUUUGUGUGCCCUGGUUCAAGAGGCUCAAGAAAUACAAGGGACGCUUCAUCGCGGUAUGGCUAUAGAGAGGGAAUAG
Liolophura sinensis is the source of this 333-nucleotide messenger RNA. RefSeq lists its product as uncharacterized. The transcript has a single exon. Bases 1 to 333 code for a protein of 110 amino acids. Lineage: Eukaryota; Metazoa; Mollusca; Polyplacophora; Chitonida; Chitonidae. The record is from RefSeq and is a predicted model, not a curated record.